This is a messenger RNA of Oncorhynchus tshawytscha (Chinook salmon), 3903 nucleotides long. Its product is annotated as histone-lysine N-methyltransferase 2D-like. Bases 1764 to 2645 code for a protein of 293 amino acids. The transcript has 3 exons. NCBI's taxonomy places the organism in Eukaryota, Metazoa, Chordata, Actinopteri, Salmoniformes, Salmonidae. The record is from RefSeq and is a predicted model, not a curated record.
AGAGAGGACAGGGAGAGGGGAGAGAGAGAAGGAGGACAGGAAAGAGAGGGAGAGAGAGGACAGGGAGUCUGAAAGCAUGCUGCUGAACCUCCCGCUAAAAAAGCAGCUGGCUGAGUUGAAGACAAAGCUCUUGAUAGAACGGGAGGAGAGAGAAAGUGAAAAGGAGGAGGAGAGGAAGAGAUUGAAAAACAAAGGGAUCGAAGGAACGAUUGAACUUACUGUGAAGCUGGAAGAGCUCCAGGCAGAGUUGAAGGAACUGAAGAACCAUGGACGUCUUGAAGUGAAGAACAUGGUAGAUAAAAACACCUCUCUGACAUAUCUCACCCUGCACCAUGACAUCACCUCUAACUGCAACAACAACACCGUUGUCCCUGACUACAAGCUACUACCAUCUCCUGUGUGAGAAUCCCAACCCACAGAACACUGUUGUCUCCCAGGCAACAGCAACAACAGCUGAUCUGAUCCAGGAAUAUGGAACUCUGACCAAAGCUCCAGAUCUCUCCAGACCUAUUAUUGAGGGAGAGACCAUUGUGGAGGCCCAGAGGGGUGUGUCUCCCUCAGACCAGGCUGAAACCACCAUGGAGCUCCAGAGUAGAGGUCUCUCUGCCUCAGAGCUAGCCCAGGAGGUGGAGCAUCUGGGUGGGGAGAGGAGGCUGGGCGAGCCAGACAGACCCAGGCCAAGCUGGUGGUUCGACAGAGCCAGGUAACCAGGCAGACCCAGCAGCUGACCCUGGCCUUCGACCACCAGAGCAGACACAUCCAGGAGCUGCUGGCAGAGCUGCAGGAGAAGGAGGGCAGCGGCGUCAGGCAGGGACAGGAACUGCAGCACUGUAGAGAUGAACUGGCCAUGCUCAGAGAGGAGAAGGAGAGACUGGAGGAAGAGAGACAGAAGGAGGAGCUCAAGGAAAGUAGGGUCACAAUAACCCCUCAGCAGGUUGACCAUUACACAGAUGUACAUCAGAUCCCCCAUAACACUCAGAAUGAGUCUGCCUCUGGGAUAGAAGAGAGUACAGACAUAACAAUAAAACCACUGAACACUACCCAGGCUUCCUCUGCACUUUGUGAUGAGGGAGGUCAGCUGCCCACUCCACAGAAAAAUUGUGUCACAUAAUUAUAUUAUGUAAACGACAGCACUACCACUCUGAGCAACCAUCCUGUUGAAAAUGAGGCCGCGAAGAUGGUGGAUUCUAAGGCUUCUGCUCAGCCAAGCAGGAGUGAAGAGAGAGUUGAAAACACAGAGAAAUUCAAAUCGGACCAUUUAACUGUCACACGUUCUGAGGAGCAGAUGGAACAUCCUGAGGUUUCUGGGCUCCAACAGCAACACGUCCGUAGUGACGGACACACCAUGUACAGCCCUGCCUUCAGGAGAGCUACUGAAGAGUUCCAGCUAUCCCAGAGAGACCUGAGUCUAACCAGGACUGAGAACACACAUCUUACUGUAGAGCUGGAGAAAGCUUCCGGUCCUACCAACAAACAACAGUACACCAGUGGACAGGGUCGAGAAGAGAGUCUGGCUGAAGAGCUGCGGUCUCUAAAACAGAAGAACGAACAACUGGAACUCAAACUUCAAGAUGUUGCAACCACAGACAGAGAAAUUAGUUUUGUCAGAACACUACCAGCCACCUGUGAAGACCAGGCUGAAAGAAAUGGAAAGAGAAGGAAAAGAAAGACCCAGCGAGGAGGACAGGAAGUUAUCUCCACCUCUGGAGAGCUAGAGCAAAUCAGUGACAUCAUCACCUCAGGACUGGAGGCCACACUGCAGGAUGGAGGGAAACCCAAAGAUGAGGAGAGGGGAAGUAGAGUCUGAAGGAAAGAGAGGGGAAGGAGAGGGGGAGAGAGGAGCUAGGCAUGAGAGGAGAGGGGAAGGAGAGGGGGAGAGAGGAGCUAGGGGUGAUGGGAGCGGGGGAGUAGAGAGGGAGAGAGGAGCUGGAUAUGAGACUCUAUUAGACACUACUCCACUGGCUCCACUCCAGAUCACCUGCCUAGAGAAGCAGGUGGUGGCGCUGCAGGCUGAACUGCAGUCUCUCUCUGAGGAGAACCAGAGACGGGCUGAGGAGCUGGCAGUGUGGAGGCUGACGGCCCAGACCCCCUGUCUGGACCCAGAGGACCCCAUCGCUGCUACCCUCAGCCCUGCUCCCCUCAGCCCGGUACACAACACUGCUCCCCUCAGCCCGGUACACAACACUGCUCCCCUCAGGCCUGGACACAACACUGCUCCCCUCAGCCCAGUACACAACACUGCUACCCUCAGCCCAGUACACAACACUGCUACCCUCAGGCCUGGACACAACACUGCUCCCCUCAGCCCUGCUCCCCUCAGCCCGGUACACAACACUGCUCCCCUCAGCCCGGUACACAACACUGCUCCCCUCAGGCCCGAUAGACAACACUGCUCCCCUCAGCCCGGUACACAACACUGCUCCCCUCAGGCCUGGACACAACACCGCUCCCCUCAGGCCUGGACACAACACUGCUACCCUCAGGCCUGGACACAACACUGCUCCCCUCAGGCCUGGACACAACACUGCUACCCUCAGCCCUGCUCCCCUCAGGCCUGGACACAACACUGCUCCCCUCAGCCCGGUACACAACACUGCUCCCCUCAGGCCUGGACACAACACUGCUACCCUCAGCUCGGUACAUAACACUGCUCCCCUCAGCCCGGUACACAACACUGCUCCCCUCAGCCCGGUACACAACACUGCUCCCCUCAGCUCGGUACAUAACACUGCUCCCCUCAGCCCGGUACACAACACUGCUCCCCUCAGCCCGGUAUACAACACUGCUCCCCUCAGCUCGGUACAUAACACUGCUCCCCUCAGCCCGGUACACAACACUGUGACUGGGAUCAGGGAGGAUGAGCUGUUUCUCUACUGCACCUCCUAUAGACUCUAUGGGAGGACCCUGGCCUCAAGACUGCAGCACUGCAAUUCUCUUGAACCAAAGAGUAUCCAAAACUCACCCAGAAAGAACAAAUCGACAUAUCACCAAGAGACAGAAAAACCGACCACUGAACAUAGAGAUGAAGAAGCAGACAUCACCAACAAUGUUUACCAAACCUCAGAGCUCCAGAACAAGGCAACAGAGCACACUAACCAAGAUGAACCAGAAAACAAGACCAAUCCAUACACCAGAUCCAUCCAUACAUCCAGAGCAACAGAUGAGACCCAGACCAAAGAAAUCGUCUCAAGGCACCAUCUAGACAUCAUAGAACUAAAUGACCUCAGAGAGUUCCCCACUCCAUCUCUCGCUGAGGCUCAAUCCACUGAAGCACAGGCCUGGAAACCAACCAUCCCAGUCACCAUCAAGAGGAACCAAUCUCCACUGGGAUUGAAAAUAAAAAUCACUGCUCGUUCUGUAGAAAAGUCACCACCACAACCACUACAUCAGAGUGGCAAACUGAGAGAACGAUAGUGGAGACCAAGGGUUAGAGGUUAGGAGCACCAGCUCUCAGACAGAGGGGGGAGCAACAGGAGUCUGGACACCGACACAGCCGCCUACUCCAGCCACUCCACCAGAAACACACCAGGUAUACACACAGACGAGGAGGAUGAAGUACCCACAGAAUCUCCCCCUAUGUCACCAGUCUGGGUGUCGAAGGCAGAGGGGGACAGGAUGUUGUUUUCCGGUUCAUUCCCGAUCCCAGCCGACCCGGCCCGCCUUGCGGAGCGUUUCCGUCGUAACCGGUGUCAGAUGUCUGCAGCGUACGACGACACGGAGUACGAACCCUAUGGCCUGCCUGAGGUGGUCAUGAAAGGUGAGGAGAGAGGGGAUGUUGUGUUUUAACAAUAAGGCACAGUAGACUGAUGCUAUAUUUGAAUGUCACAGCUAACUCUAUUUGAUCAAUGUACCAAUCGGGCUUCAGGAAGAAGCAUAGCACAAUUACAGCAGCCAUGAAGGUUU